Molecule: messenger RNA, 5541 nt
Organism: Synchiropus splendidus (mandarinfish)
Lineage: Eukaryota; Metazoa; Chordata; Actinopteri; Syngnathiformes; Callionymidae
Gene: nck1b
Product: NCK adaptor protein 1b
Exons: 3
Coding region: 1517-2506 (329 amino acids)
Biological process (GO): negative regulation of PERK-mediated unfolded protein response; positive regulation of endoplasmic reticulum stress-induced intrinsic apoptotic signaling pathway; negative regulation of endoplasmic reticulum stress-induced eIF2 alpha phosphorylation
Molecular function (GO): ephrin receptor binding
Source: RefSeq, a predicted model, not a curated record
ACAUUUUAAGUCAUUUCUAUUUCAAUGGCAGGGAAUGCCAAGGUUACCAUUGUUUGUUUUGGUUUUAAAUGGAAUUAAAAUACUUGCUGUCUUCACUGAAUAGGUAAUUCUCCAUAUUCAUCUUGAAUUAGUUUCACUGACACUUAUUCAUUAGUUUGCUUUGUUAUGAUCGUAAGAAUAUGUCUUUGUUCAAUGUGAAAAUCGCAACUCACAUUUCCACUGGUUUGUUUCCGUGAAAGAGUUGUGGACUCUGUGGCUUUACAGUCUGGAUCUGAGGUUUUUCUGAGGUCUGCAAACCAGAAGCAUGUCUUCACUUUGACUUCAAGACAGAGUGCAAAUUAUCUGUUGGAUGGCCACUCCUUCUUGCUGGCUGCACACGUCACUUUAUUUCUUUCUAAAAAUCCUGGUUAGACGUAAUUCUAAAUCAUGGAAGAAUACAGGCGAUACAUGUUACUGACAUGUAUUUUUUGUUUUACAUUUCAAGUGGGCCCAUUUAAAUAUGUCCUAAUUGAUGGUUUGGAACAUAUCUAUACGUGUUUGGUCAUUAAAUGGAUAAGUGGAUGGUGAAGUAUCAGAGAGCUUUUAAUUGGGCCUCAGUUUGGGCAAAAACACAUUCAAAAGUAUUUUCACACGCCAGCCAACAACAUCCAACUUGUCUGUACAUUCACCCUUCAAAUAUUCUUUGAGGAAAAGUCUCCCAUAUGAGACGCCCACAAUUCAGUCAUUUGGGAACCCAAUAAAAACAGACUAAUGAAAAACACAAGCUGAAGCAUAUUAAGGCAUCGUAAAUUACUAAGAGGUCAUAGUGAGCCUAAGUACUCUGCUUUUUGUGAGCUUUAUUACGAUCUAUUAAUGAAGUUGAGACAUAAUUUUGCUGCAUGUGGAUAACAGCUGAUGACCACACUCUUAGAAUGUAAUGUGGGAGGAAAGAAUCUUAAAGCACACCAGUUGCUGGGUGUGGAGUUGUGUCAUCAUCUGAAAGAAUGUUGUUUGUCGAUGGAUGCGUUUAUUGUGCGUGUGAGUUAAAGGAUACGUUUCCCUGGAUGUUGUAAAGUUGAGUGUUUUGGCAAACAAUUGCCAUCAUGUGACCUUGCGCACUGGUCGUUUGAGGUGAAUAUUGACUCGCGUCCCCCAAAAUGAAUUAACUUUCUGCCAAUAAUAUGAAAGAAUAUAGAUUUUACUUGGAACAAAAUGCUGAAGUUGCUUUUUCACGUUCUUUACAUCCUGUUUCUUUGAGCUUCUCUGUCCUUCAUUCUCUUUCUAAGGCUCCCCCUCCCAUUCUCCUUCCCCUUCUUUCCCUCUCCAUGGGGCCUCUGUGCUUCCAGAACUGGAGGCCUCUCUCUUCCCCUUUCCUAUUGGCUUAUUCUGGCCACAUGGUUUAAGGAGUGGGCUGCCCUCCUCCGCUAUCUGCCCAGUUCUGUGAGUGAGUUCACAUGGAAUAACUCUACAGCUGCAGCGGGACGAGAACAGGGGCUGGGAAGGAUACACUUACUUAGUGAGAGUCGGCGAGCCCAACAUGGACAUGGCUAAUCUAUUCAAACAUUUCUUCCGAAUUGGAAAGGUGAAGAGUCGGAAGGGCGGUCUGAGAGACACGGCCUCCAACUCGGACACUGACAUGUACGCAGACAACGGCGAGCGGCUCUACGAUCUAAACGUCCCAGCGCUGGUCAAGUUCAGCUACGCAGCGGAGCGCGAGGAUGAGCUGUCCCUGGUCAAAGGAACCCGCGUGAUCGUGAUGGAGAAGUGCAGCGACGGCUGGUGGCGCGGCAGCUAUAACGGACGUUCUGGCUGGUUUCCAUCGAACUACGUGACGGAAGACGUGGAUGGGACGGCGGGGGGUGGUGGAAUCAGCGGGUUCGGGGACACCUCUGGAUCUUUAACGGAGAAGCUGGCGGCCGUGGUGAACAGCACGACAAAUGGUAACAGGGUGUUGCACACAGUCCAAGCACUCUACCCUUUCAGCUCCGUCAACGACGAGGAGCUGAACUUUGAGAGGGGGGAGGUGAUGGAGGUGGUGGAGAAGCCUGAGAAUGACCCGGAAUGGUGGAAGUGCCGUAAAGCAGAUGGACAGCUUGGCCUGGUGCCUAAAAACUACGUCAGUGUGCUGGACUCGACCUCCCAAAAGCCCACAGCUGGACCCGCUGGGCCUCCCACACCUGACUGUGACUACAUCUCGCCAUCGAGCAGUGGCCGGUUCGCAGGGAAGGAGUGGUACUAUGGCAAAGUGACGCGUCACCAGGCAGAAGUGGCACUUAACCAGAGAGGAACGGAGGGAGACUUUCUCAUACGAGACAGCGAGUCAUCGCCGAACGACUUCUCCAUCUCGCUGAAGGCCCAGAGCAAGAACAAGCAUUUCAAAGUUCAGCUAAAGGAGAACCUUUACUGCAUCGGACAACGCAAGUUUAACUCCAUGGAGGAGCUAGUGGAACACUACAAAAAGGCUCCCAUCUUCACCAGUGAGCAGGGGGACAAACUGUACCUGAUCAAGGCUCUGGCUGCCUCCUGAUCCCGCUGUGACACAUCCACAAGAUUGCAUCCAUAUAUAUAGAUAUAUAUAUAUAUAUAAAUGUCUAUAAAUACAGCAGAGCAUACGGUAAAGUUCAAUGCGUGAGAACUCCACCAGGACUAUUUGUGAGCAUUCCAAGAGGAGCGACGGAAACAAUGGACUCCUAAGACUGCAGACCUUUUGGUCACUUAUUUAAUACCACCCACACCAUUUAUUUCCACCUUUUUCUGUUAGCAUUUAGAUUUUUUUUCCUGUUCAUAAUAUAUAAUCUUUUUACCUUUCUUCUUUUUAAUGUGAUCUUUUUUCUAAUCUCGUGUGGCUUUUUUCACGACAAGGUUUUUACAGCUCAAUGUUUUUUCGACACGCUAAUCUGUGACCUCUCGUAACCCUGAAUAAACAUUUGAGUGACCAAAACAUAUUUAUUGAUUCUAUCAGGUGGUGGAGAUGUCGCACUGUGCUUGUGAGGAUUCUUCCACACCAAUGCUCAAAGGAAGUGCUUGUCGGCAUGUUGCUGUAUUCACCUGACCUGUGAAUGUUCGGCCGCGGUCGAACGUCCGGGGACUGUACACGCGAAUGAACACGUCAAUGCUGUCUUCAUGGAGCCGAGUACUCGACAGAUCAAUGUCAAUCCUUGUAGGUCAUGUGACGAGUCAAAGCUGUUUCUGUGAAAAGGCUUGUCCCGCCCGCUCAUCUGAAACUUUGUCAUGGUCAAAUCAUCUGCACAGUUUUUGGUGGAAAGAAGAUGAGUCAGAUGUGCCGCUGCCGUAUUUGAGACCUCAGUAUGGUAACUUGUCCAGUUAUAUUGAAUAUAGUGAAAAUUUGGUGUGAUUUAUGAUGCAACAACCUACAUUUCUAAUUGCAGCGUUCAAUUUUACGUGCAAAGAAACAAUAAUGGUGGUGGGACUGAAGGUUGUUACCUGCUGUUGUUGGCGUUGCUAUUUUAGUCAUGCAUUAUUUAGUAAACAGACAACCUCACAAAUGAAAAGCGACACUGUAUCGAUACAUCUUAUUUAACAUGCUGCGUUAAAAGACAAAAACAAAAUCCCAGUUACCUCACAGAGAUGACAGAGACUACCAUGUGGACCAGCCUCAGACCUGAAACUGAUCUUGUGUGAAGAUGCAGACAGAUCAAGUUGGCACUGCGAGGAAGAGAAAAGAUCUGCAGUCUGUGGUGUAUUACCUUCUGCGAUCAUGUGACCUGUCAAAGUUGCUGAAGUCUGACAGCUGACGCUUCCUCUUGUUGCCUCAGGGAGAGUAUCUCUGCGGAAAGAGGAAGACCGGAGGUCAAAAUAUCAGAUGUUUUCUGCAGCAUGUGAAGGAAAACACAGACACACUGUGAUGAUGUCAUUUCUCCUGAAUUGGUGAAAGGCACUCAGUUCGAAAUUGCACUCUGGACUAUUACUGUAUAGAUCUUGCAUGUCCAUCUUGUGCUUCUGCAUUCACUCUGCUUUCCUCCCAUUGUCCAAAAUGAGCAUGGAGAUUAAUGGAAGACUUUGAAUGUGAACUGGAGGGAAUUCCUGAUGGGGCUAAAUGAAGUGGAGUGGUAGGGCGUCCCAUGUUUAUACGUGUGAUUCUUGUGCUGGACCUGAAAUGCAUUGGUCUCAGUGACCAUCAGACGCUGCCUUCACAACGGCGGUGCACUGUGAACCAAGCAGACCAAGUCGGAGUUGGUGUCUUCUUGAAUGCGGCAGAAGGGGUGUUGAGACUGUGCUUGACAAGUUGGAGAAGAUUCUCUGUGCACUAAGACCUUGGAGCGUCACCAGAGUCUGCUCCUUGUGCCUAUCGAUUAAUGCACGCUAAAGAGAAGUUGGGAUGGAGCAGCAGCGUUGGCCGGCAGCCGCUGCAGCCCCGGGAGAUGAUGAUGAUGAUGAUGGUUGCAAUCGCUUGUGAUGAGUUUUCCAGCUGCGGCCAGUUGAACCAGAUCAAGAGAGGGAGGUAGAGAGAGGGAUUUCACAGAGGGGAAAUGGAAAAACAGCCCCUCAAAACAAAAGGAUUGAAGGGUGGGACCUGGAAGGAUGUGAUGGUCUUGAAUAUCACUUCCAGUCAUUUUUGGGCGGUGAAGUGGACUGAAGCCAACUUUGAUACAGCAGCUUGGAGCAUUCAAGGGUUUCUCGAACCGUGAGCUUCGACUUUUUAUUCAAACCUGACUUAACUUUUUCAAACUGACCACCAACACAUCAUGAAAUUGAAAUGGCCAGACAUUCUUGACAGAAAAACAAACAAAAAAAACGUGUGCGUAAUAUACUUUGAGUCACCAAUGUUUUCUUUUCCUCCUAAACUUUGAGCUAAAGUGAUAAAAAGGCCAGCGCAUCAUGCCCUAGUUGGAAGGAUUUUGGGAGAUUAUCAUGUGCCUUCACAGCUUUCCAUCAACCAAAGGUUUAGUCCGCUUUUUUUUUUUUUUUUUUUUUUUUAAUAUAUCUCGUCCUCCCCAUCAUUUUGGUUAAAGCUUUGCAUGUGUGUCAGUGGGGUGUGAUUAGUGAGCGAAUAAGUGUCCUCAUUCUCUGCGGAACAUUCUAUUUUUGUCAUGUGUAAAGCCCAGAGUUGAUAAUGUGUGCGUUGUAUCAAGUGACCUUACAUAGCGCUAUGUAAGAACCAGUGCCCUGAGCAGUUGUGUACACAAAUGAAAAGACAUACAUCUGUAAUUUAUAACAAGACAUUCACCUUAACACUUCGGCCAUUUGAGUAUGUACUGUAAAAAGCUCCACCACUAAGUACUGAAGUUAAAGUCUGCUUGCGUUAUCGAGAAACUGUUUUUAGAGGCUGAAAACAAAUGUGUCUUGAUGAUAUCGAGAGCAAAACAGCUUGUUCUUUUUGGUGCUUUUGUGCUGCUUAAUACCAUUUCUUUGGUGUUCUCUGUCUCGCCAAGUUUCUGUUUCCUGUUCGAGAAGUCAGCGGCUCCGUGUUACGGAAUGAUAAAGGCAGUGCUGUGAAAUUUAAUGUCAUGCUCUUAAUACUGUUUUUAUGGCGGGAGGGAGGGUUGUCGUCGGCAGGUGUAAUAUUUUAGAAGAGUUUAUUAGAGUGUUGAAAAAGUCAUA